AUGUACGAGAUAAUUAGAAGAAAAUGGCUUGAGGAAGCAUUAUCAUCCAUAGUGGAGGACACAGAUGUCAAAAGAAUGAUGACUCAUUUGCAAAUUUUGGAGAAGCCACAAAAUGACGCUAAUGAUGAUGAUAAUGAUGGCCUCACCCAGAAAGAAGAUGCUUUCGAAGAUUUGUCUGUGAUUGUGGAUAACUUAGAUAAUGCAAAUGAUUUCCACAAGAUUGGAGGCUAUCAUGUCAUGAUAAAAUGUCUUUCAAGUGAACACAGUUCUUUAAGAUGGAGAGCAGCUGAUCUCCUUGCUGUGUGUGUUCAGAACAAUCCAUACUGUCAAAAAGCUGCAAUGGAAAUGAACAUUCUUCCAAAGCUUAUCACACUUCUUGAAACUGAUCCAUCAGACAAAGUAAAGAUAAAGGCAUUGUACGCCAUAUCAUGCCUAACAAGAGAUUUCCCACCAGCUGAGGAGGCAUUUUUGAAAAGUGAUGGCUUCUCAAUACUGAUGCGAGCAAUGCAAGGAGAAAAUGACAAACUCAUAACCAAGUCUGCCUUCAUGUUACGGAAUAUGCUGGUCUUAAAUCCUUCACAUAAAUUAACUCUCUUGAAGAUGGGUUUUAUUGAGCAGCUGGUUGGCCUUUUACAAGCUCCUCAGAAUGCUUCACAUGAACAUGUAAUUAGUCUGUUAAAGACCUUCCUAAUAGACUAUCCACCAGCCAUUAAUGAGUGCCAGAGACCUGAGUUUGAUCUAGAGAAACUACUGACAUCAUUGAUUACAUCAGCUAUGGAGGAUGAUCCUGAUUUGCAUGAAGAGAUGAUCCUCAACUGCAAGGAAUUGUUGCACACUUGCUUCAACAAACAGGGACAGACUCAGCCCAAUAUUGAAAAUAAUGUCAGAUAAGACUAAUAAACAUAAAAUCUCUUUAGUAUUUAUUGUGUUAGUUGGUUCAUGUACUUCCUGAGCUGUCAUAAUUUUAUCUAUCUUUGAUAGUAAUAGACUGCUAAUGAUUUCCAUGAAAUAGGUGAAUGAAAAGUAAAGCAUAUCAAGAUUCUCUCAUGCUAGAUUAAGCAUAAAUAUAUCGAAUCACAUGUAGUUAUUGGCUAAUUGAAAGGUACAGUUUUAAAUGUAUUUUUUAUGGCUGUAAACCUAAGGGCUUGACACUAACUUUUUACAUACCUUUCCAUUUUGGAAAGUAGAUUUCAAAUUUUACUUUUCAAAAUGGAGUGUGGUACCCAGACCUAACUCGGCAGCUCUCUCGAUACUCCAAUAUGGCAGAUCGGCUUUUGAAAUGCUAGAAUGGUGUAAACUUGUCCUUUUGGAGAUGGAAAAUUUGAGAAAAUCAUUAUCGGAUGGUUAUUUUUAUCCUGUAAUUAUUUUUUAUACCCACGUUUUUCACUUAACUGACUUUCCAGUGGAAAGUGGUUAAGUGUCAGUGCCAAGCCCUGAGUUUACUGAGAGCUUGAAUGUAUUUUUUUUUACAAAUGAUGUGAUAUAGAGAAAUUGAGGAAAAUAAAGUUGAUUAAUUGACCAA
Molecule: messenger RNA, 1522 nt
Organism: Orbicella faveolata
Lineage: Eukaryota; Metazoa; Cnidaria; Anthozoa; Scleractinia; Merulinidae
Product: hsp70-binding protein 1-like
Cellular component (GO): endoplasmic reticulum
Molecular function (GO): adenyl-nucleotide exchange factor activity
Source: RefSeq, a predicted model, not a curated record